Aspergillus saccharolyticus JOP 1030-1 is the source of this 2382-nucleotide messenger RNA. It is a transcript of the gene erg4, whose product is annotated as c-24(28) sterol reductase. The record is from RefSeq and is a predicted model, not a curated record. Gene Ontology annotation, biological process: sterol biosynthetic process. Lineage: Eukaryota; Fungi; Ascomycota; Eurotiomycetes; Eurotiales; Aspergillaceae. Gene Ontology annotation, cellular component: membrane. Gene Ontology annotation, molecular function: oxidoreductase activity, acting on the CH-CH group of donors, NAD or NADP as acceptor; hydrolase activity. The coding region runs from base 1 to 2382 and encodes 793 amino acids. The transcript has 9 exons.
AUGACCGUGACUCGUUCCCAAACGGGAAAAACUCCCAAGAAAAUGGAGCGUCCUGGCUUCAUCGAGACCCCCGGGCGCCGAGUGACCCGCAGCAGCGUUGCGCCGUCCGACGACACUUCCGAUUCAGCAGCCGACUUGCAAGCACAAGCCAAGUCAGCAUCCCGGAAGCGUUCCUCUGCCAAAGUCAAAGCCGAGGAGGCCUCAGAGAAAGACACAAAGCCAGUCGGGACCAAUGGACACGCCGCCGUCGCGAAUGGCAAGAAGCCACGCAUCAUCGAUGGUUGGGAAGAGGGCAAGGAUCCCAAGGUUGACCACAGCGGACACUUCGAAUUUGGAGGGUCUUUGGGUGUAUUGUGCAUGAUGAUCGGAUUUCCGAUGCUGAUGGAUUACAUGUGGCUCGGUGCCACCUAUUACGAUGGCAAACCACCUCUUCCUGAGCAGGGGCAGAGCAUCUCUGACUUUUUUGCACACCUCUUCAACCUGCUGAAUGAAGGUGCUUACCCGUCCCUGAAGGCAUGGACGAUAUAUUGGACUUUCUUCGUCUUCGAGGGGGCUCUCUACGUGCUUCUUCCCGGUAUCACCGUCAUGGGCCGUCCUCUGCCGCACCUUGGAGGAAAGCAACUCCCUUAUUACUGUUCCGCCGUUUGGUCCUUUUACACAACUAUAGUUCUGGCGUUGGUGCUUCACUUUACUGGUAUCUUCAAGCUCUACACGAUCAUCGAUGAGUUCGGGCCUCUUAUGAGCGUGGCAAUCCUUUCCGGUUUCAUUGUCUCUUUUGUCGCGUACAUUUCGGCAUUGGCUCGAGGCGCAGAGCACCGUAUGACUGGGUACCCAAUCUACGACUUCUUCAUGGGAGCUGAGCUCAACCCUAGAAUGUUUGGGAUUCUGGAUUUCAAGAUGUUCUUCGAGGUCCGCCUUCCAUGGUACAUCCUUCUGCUCAUCACUAUGGGUGCAGCUGCCAGACAAUAUGAAACCUACGGAUAUGUAUCCGGAGAGGUCGGGUUCCUGCUUAUGGCUCAUUUCCUCUACGCCAACGCUUGCUCCAAAGGCGAGGAGUGUAUCGUGUCGACCUGGGAUAUGUAUUAUGAGAAAUGGGGUUUUAUGCUGAUCUUCUGGAACCUCGCUGGAGUGCCGCUGAGCUACUGCCACUGCACCAUCUACCUUGCCAACCACGAUCCCGCGACCUAUCGCUGGAAUCGGCCCUUCCUAGUUUUCCUCUAUAUCGCGUACCUCUUUGUGUAUUGGGUUUGGGAUACGACCAACAGUCAGAAGAACCGCUACCGCCAGCAGGAACGUGGCACCUUGGUGUUCCGCAAGACUUUCCCUCAACUUCCUUGGCAAACGUUGAAGAACCCCAAAACCAUUACGGCUGAGGACGGCUCAAAGAUUCUUGUUGAUGGUUGGUACGGGAAAGCACGCAAAAUCCACUACACCUGUGACCUGUACUUUGCCUUGAACUGGGGAUUGGUCACUGGCUUCAACAGUCCGUUUCCGUGGUUCUAUCCUCUGUUUUUUGCAUGCAUGAUCAGCCAUCGCGCACUGCGCGAUAUUCAGCGCUGCCGGAACAAGUAUGGCGAGGCAUGGAGAGAGUAUGAGAGACAGGUCCCCUAUCUGUUUAUUCCUGUGAGUAUCUACGUCUAUCAUCCAACCGUCCCAGGAUACCCCAAAGCGCGUUUCCCUGGAGUGGUAGUAUUUAGUGAGAUUUAUCAAGUUACCGGCCCUGUCGCGCGCUUCGCCCGCCAAAUUGCCGGUCAGGGUUAUAUCUGCGCUGCGCCUUCUAGCUACCACGAAUUCACCGGACCAGAAGCCCUUGAAUAUAACGCCGAAGAUACCGAUAAGGGGAAUGAAUGGAAGAUUAGCAAGAAAAUCACAGCCUACGACGAAGAUGCCUCCCUUUGUGUGGAUUACCUCUUGUCGUUGCCUACGUGCAAUGGCCGCGUGGGUGCGACAGGCAUGUGCCUAGGUGGACAUCUGGCGUAUCGGUGUGCACUGGACAGCCGGGUAAAGGCGGCGGUUUGCUACUUCGCGACGGAUAUUCAUAGCCAUACUCUUGGGAAGGGUAAGAAUGAUGACAGUCUGGUAAGGGCAGGAGAUAUCAAGGGAGAAUUGAUUAUGAUUUUUGGUAAGAACGACAAUCAUGUCCCCCCCGAGGGAAGGGAUUUGAUCCGCAAGACACUUCACGAAAAGGGGGUAUUGUUUAGCUUUUAUGAGGUGGCCUGGGCGCAGCAUGCCUUCAUCCGCGACGAGCUCAGUAAGGGACGGUAUGACCCUGCUAUCACGAAGGUGUGCUUCGAGAUGUUGCUUGAAUUGUUCGGACGGACUCUCAAGCUGGAUUUGGGAGAGCAUGAUGGGAAGGAAGUGGAGAUUGAGGAUGUUUGCUAG